GCAAGACUGAGCGUCCAGCCUCUUUGCACCAGGAUUAAUGCCUCCGGUGGCUUUUUGGCGAGCAGGAGGCCGCGGGGUAGCAGGACGCCAGCUUUGACGGAUGGGAAUACCUCUCAACAUCGGAGAGAGAUUACCCAAUAAUCCGAUUUGAAGUGAAGGGAUUUUACUGUGCUCCCACCAUCGGCACCUCCAAACCAACCACAUUCCUCUCCAGCCUUUUACCCCAGAUUUUGUUUUAGCAACCAUGUCCAGGAGAAAGGUGAGAGGCCUGACCCGUACGGGCCGGCAGGUCAGCGAAGACCCGGACCUGGACAACCUGCUGUCCACCCUCUCCCCGGAGGAGGUGGAGGAGCUGGAGAAGGACAUGAUGAAAGUGCCGGACAUCAAGCCAGAGGACGGGGAGAGCCACGCUGCCCAGCAACCUACGAGCAACAACGCCCGGGACGCUCAACAGAGUGACCGUAAAGGGAAGCUCAGCGAGGGGCAACAGUCAUUUGAGGGUGAGACAAAGAAGAGCCGGAAGCAGGAAAAUUUGAGGAAAAUGGGCCAGAGCCAGGAGGGGAACGACGACGUGACAGCAGGGCGACCAAGACAAACGAGUGUCUUAAGCGAAAGAGAUACGAAGGUCGACAACAGAAACAGCAAAGCUCCGGAAACUUUGAAAGAGGAGCGAAGUCGCCUUUCGAGUCGAUACUCGAAGCAAGAAAGCAGAGAGAGCGACGUGAAAGAGGAGAUCAAGGAGAAACACGAGGACAAGAUAAGAGACUGCAGAGAAAACAGGGAGAGCACAGGGAGCAAAACAAAGGAUAUGAUCUCAAAGUUGCAGGAAAGAAAAGAGGAUGGCAAGAAAGACGACUGCAGGAGAAGAGAUGAGAGCAAAACCAAAGACAUUAUCUCCAAGCUACGAGAAAAGCACGAGAAGGACGUGGGCAAGGAAAAAGAGAGAAGAUCCGAGAGUUUCAGGACACAAGGACUCGUCUCCAAGAUGUUGGAGAAGCAGAGCAAAGAAAGCCCCGCCCCUAAAACAGAAGAGAAGAAGCCUCCAGCGGAGGAGGAAAAAGAUCAAAACAAGCCUGAUGGCAAACUUGAGCGGCAGCCAUCGGUGAGAGGUGAAGUGCAGGUGAAGCAUGACAAGGCGGAGAAAAGAACAGAUAGAGAGGAGCUGCUUAACCACAGUGACCACGUGAAAGAGAAGGAGAAGAAGAUCAGCACGGAGGAGAUGGUGGAGGAGAAAAAGGAAGAAGAGGAGAGGAAUGGAAAAGAAAGUGAGAAACGUGGCAACGGCGUGGCCAAAAAAAGCCCCAACAGCAAGACAAAAGAGGAAGAUGAGGAGGACGAAGACUCCAGCAUGUUCGACGAGCUGAUGGAGCAGGUCCGCAGCAACGACCCCACCCUCACGGAGCUCAACGUCAACAACUCCGAGGUCAUCAAGACGAAGACGCUCAUGGAGUUCGCGGAGGCGUUGCGCCGGAACAGCCACGUGAAGAAGUUUGCGUUGGCCAACUGCCGCGCCGACGACCACGUGGCGUACGCCAUCGCGGGCACGCUGCGCAGCAACACGACGGUCACCAGCAUCAACGUGGACUCCAACCAUCUCACCGGCAAGGGCAUCCUGUCUCUGAUCCAGGCGCUGCCGCACAACUGCACGCUGACCGAGCUUCGCUUUCAAAACCAGCGUCACAUCUGUGGCGGGAAGACGGAGAUGGAGAUGACCAAGAUCCUGAAGGAGAACACCACCUUGCUCAAGCUCGGGUACCACUUUGAGUUAGCCGGACCCAGGAUGACCACGACAAACAUACUGAGUCGCAACAUGGACCGACAGAGGCAGAAGCGCCUGCUGGAGCAGAAGCAGGCCCAGGCCGACGGGGAGAAGAAGGGGGCUCUGGAGGUACCCAAGGCGGCCGCUGGGGGGUCUCUGAGGAACUCGCCCAGAGCGUCCCCCAAACCCUCUCCCGUACCGUCGCCCGUGCCAUCGCCAAAGCUGACUCCGAAAAGAGGAUUUGGAGGUCCGGCUCCACCACCACCACCUCCGCCUCCUCCUGGGUGUGGACCUCCCCCUCCGCCCCCUCCCAUGCUGGACGUAGACUCCCUGAGGAACUCUCUGACCCCGGUGGCGCACAGGAAACUGGAUGGAAAAGGCCCGGGCGGUGGUAAGAACUCGAGGGACCAACUGCUUGACUCGAUCAGAGGAAACUAUAAGAAACAACUCAAUAAGGUGCCGGUGCCAAAGUGGUUGCAGUAGUGUUCCUGUCGGAAUAUGAAGCGAAGAAAGAAGCGAGAGGGAGAACAGACAUUUCGCCACAGUUUUUCUUAAAGGAGUUAAAUCUCUAGCUUCCCCCGGAUGCAGUGGAAGAACUGUGCUGCGGGACGGACGGAGAGACUGAGACAUGAAAUGCCGCCCAUCGAUUGGCUGACCAGCCCUCACAAUGACUUCUCCCCUCAAACACUGGACCAAAAAGGACUCUGGAGAAUGAGUGAUGCAGGUUUCUCUAUUAACCGACUGCAAAGAGUGCCAUGAGUGUUGUGGUUGUUGUUGUUGUUGUUGUCUUCAGUACAUAUUGACGCUUUGCUGGUUCAUAUGAAGCUGGGAGUGUGCGACGAGCUUAUCGACGGGAGAUUCAAAUAACUCUUUAUAAAAUUCUAAUAUACAAAAGGUUUAUCAGCGAUGUAGUGGACAUUAAUUUGACCAUUUAUUUAUUUGAGGAGAGAGAAUCCGCCUCAUAUUUGUAAGUUGUAAAUCUGUUCAAACUGGGAAUUCUGAAAUGGCGUUAAUAUCAGGGAAUCAACAAGCAUGUCGGCCUGACUUAAGAACAUCUGGGUAUGAAAAAAGAAAAGGUGGUCUUUGAUUGUGUGUCUAUUUGCCAAAUCUCAUGACAUCUCAGGCAGGGUUUGAUGGAGUGGAAAGCAGCCCAGUGCAAUCUUGGUGCAUGAUGAAAUAAUUUUAGCAUGGAAAGAUUACAUAAUGCAUUUUUAUGAGGAAGUGCACAUGGAUAUCCUUCAGUAGCUGAUGUUAUAAUUUGUACAGAAUCAUUGUAGCAUGGGUGUUUGAAUAUCUUACAUAACCUAUAAUGUCUUAAACUUAGAGGGCUUUCUGAAAGCAUUACUGUCUUAUAUCAACCCUCUUGUUGAUUUAUGCCUUCAUGUACUUUUAAGUGAAUGUUAUUUUAAAAGGAAUUUAAUAAUGAUCAUAAUUCAGAGGGGCACUCAUAUGUGCACUGUGUAAUGAACGAUUACACGUGCCUUUCUUACAGAGCCUUUACGUCUUCAAUAAAAAUAUUCUGUAUGUGUGCAAUAAAAAGUCACAAGUGUAAUGUUAUGCCUGGCUGAUAAGGAUAAUAUGUAUGUGUAAAGUUAAAUACAACUGACAUUUAUAAUAUGUUCCAGUAUUAGAAAUCAAGGUAUGUAUAUGUAUUAAUAUAUGGAAAAUAUACUGUAUAUUGAAUGGGCUUCAGUUGGCUUAGAGGCUCUAUAAAAUCAUUCACUCAACAAUA
Messenger RNA from Pseudoliparis swirei, 3491 nucleotides. RefSeq names its product leiomodin 1b (smooth muscle) (gene lmod1b). Gene Ontology annotation, molecular function: actin binding; tropomyosin binding. The transcript has 3 exons. Lineage: Eukaryota; Metazoa; Chordata; Actinopteri; Perciformes; Liparidae. Gene Ontology annotation, biological process: pointed-end actin filament capping; muscle contraction; myofibril assembly. The record is from RefSeq and is a predicted model, not a curated record. Gene Ontology annotation, cellular component: myofibril; striated muscle thin filament. Bases 245 to 2242 code for a protein of 665 amino acids.